CUCACUCUCAGUUGAACAAACACCCGCACAUGAUUUCCAAACCAUCAGCUCUAGAUGAAUGUGAGAGUUUGACAGAUGGCUGCAAAUACAGUGAAAGAGUCAAAAACAAACGGCGAAGUCGUGCUGGGCUUCUUGGAGGAGGCAGAAUCAUGGCAGCUUCUAAGUAACCAGUUUCCAAGUAAAGUCGGCGGGCGACCAGCGUGGUUGAGCCAGGCGGAUUUACCAGCCGUGUCUGAGUUGCAGUGCGAGGAGUGUAAACUGCCAGCGGUGUUUCUUCUGCAGGUUUACGCGCCAGUCACUGAAUAUGAUCGAUGUUUUCACAGGACACUGUUUGUGUUCUGCUGCAAGACACCAACCUGCUAUACUCGAAACGACAGCAAGUGUUUUAAAGUGUUCAGAAGUCAAUUACCGAGGAAAAAUGAGUUUUACCCUUUUAAUCCUCCUCCUGACGAGAAGCCAGAACAGCCAGUACAUGAUGCUCAGGUUUUGUGUUCUGGACUCAAACUGUGCAGGCUGUGUGGUUGUCUGGGACAGAAAGCCUGCUCUCGAUGUCACUCUGUCACAUACUGCUGUAAAGAGCAUCAGACCACAGACUGGAAACACAGACACAAGAAAGAGUGCUCAGCUGAGGCUUCUCAAACUUUAGGGGAGUUUAAUUCAUUUCUGUUUCCUGAGUGGGAGCUGGUCACCGAACCCGAGGAGCUUCCAGCUAAAGAUGAACUCCAGGAAUCCCCCAGUCUGGAUCAGGAGAGCAUUGCAUCUUUAAAUAGCGGUUUGGAGGACAGCGAGCUGGAGAGUAUGGCACUUCAUGAAACAUUAGACUCCAAAGUCUUUCAGAAGUUCAAGCAGCGCAUUGCUAAUGAGCCACAACAGGUUUUGCGGUAUUGUAGAGGGGGAUCUCCUCUUUGGGUGACAGCUGAACAUGUGCCACAUGAAGAGGAAGUUCCAGCGUGUACAUGUGGCGCAAAACGGCUCUUUGAAUUCCAGAUAAUGCCCCAGUUACUUAAUCACCUGAAAGUGGACAGUACAGAUGCCAGCAUAGACUGGGGGAUGGUGGCCAUCUACACCUGUGCUGACAGCUGCGAUCAAGGCAACAAAUAUUCCCUGGAGUUCAUCUGGAAACAAGACUUUUCAGGAGAUCAAGCGAAGUAGAACUAUUCAUUUACACAGACUUUGUAUUAAAGAUAUAUGGUGAAUCAAAAUGAUUGAUUCCUUCGUAGUUUAGGUCUUAAACUUGCAUUAAAAUAUCCAUCGUCAUGAAGAAUUUCCACAGAUUUUGGUUUAGCGCCAAUCAAAAAUUUGGGUUAAGACUUUGUUCAACCUGAUUUUCUCUGAGAUGCAUUCAAUUGAUCAAAUUACAGUAAAACAUUUACAUUGUUACAAUAAUUCUUUAGAAUAUUUCAUUCACCAAUAAAUUCUAAAAAAUUUAAUGAAUUAAAAAAAUAUUAUUUCAACCAAUACAGCUGAAUCAGCACAUUGAUUUUUGAGGAAAAUAAUGACUGCUGACUCUAAAUAUAUGUUUACAUAGUUUCCUUUCGAGUAUUGCAUUAAGUGAAGUUUCAUAAACUAAUUUUGAGAUUGAGCACGACUGGCUGCUCUUCUGUAUUCAGUAAUAAUCCAAUCAGGUUGAUCCUAGUUUACAAUAAAUGGAUCGUUUUCUACCUAUUGCUCUUUGUUUUGGAAGAAUCCCCCCUUCCACCCCAUCUCCUCCUUUUACUCCCUUUUCCAAGGGGUAGCUCUCGAGACCUCCCUGAUCUCGGAUCUCCUUAUAUGCUUAUUGACUGGGUGGGAGCCUUGGGCUCAAGUAUUUCUGAGCUCAGGGUUCUCUCCCGGGAGAGCAUGCCAAACCUGCUAUAAACGUUAAGCAUAUAUAAGUGGGAACUCUUG
Danio aesculapii is the source of this 1887-nucleotide messenger RNA. It is a transcript of the gene pdcd2, whose product is annotated as programmed cell death 2. The record is from RefSeq and is a predicted model, not a curated record. Gene Ontology annotation, cellular component: nucleus; cytoplasm. Lineage: Eukaryota; Metazoa; Chordata; Actinopteri; Cypriniformes; Danionidae. Bases 76 to 1152 code for a protein of 358 amino acids. The transcript has 6 exons.